Messenger RNA from Terrapene triunguis (Three-toed box turtle), 829 nucleotides. RefSeq names its product calcyphosine (gene CAPS). Gene Ontology annotation, molecular function: calcium ion binding. Gene Ontology annotation, cellular component: vesicle. Bases 1 to 597 code for a protein of 198 amino acids. The transcript is spliced from 4 exons. The record is from RefSeq and is a predicted model, not a curated record. NCBI's taxonomy places the organism in Eukaryota, Metazoa, Chordata, Testudines, Emydidae.
AUGGCUAACACAGAGGACCAAGGAAUGGAGAUACACACAAAUCCCAUAGAAAAGCUCAGGGCACAGUGCUUGGCAAGAGGCUCAGCUGGCAUUAAGGGGCUGGCCAGAGUUUUCCACAUCAUGGAUGAUGAUAAGAGCAGGUCCUUAGACCUAGCAGAGUUUGUGAAGGGCCUGAGCUCAGCUGGCAUCACGCUGGGAAGCAGGGAGGCACAGCAAAUCUUCAGCCUCUGUGACAAGAACAGCAGCGGCACGAUGGAUUUUGAGGAGUUCCUGGAAGCCCUGAGGCCACCCAUGUCGGCUGCCAGGAAGCAGAUUAUAGUUGAUGCAUUUCACAAACUGGACAAGACUGGAGCCGGCGUGGUGAGCGUGGAGGAUCUCCAUGGGGUGUAUGACGGCAGAACUCACCCCAAGUACCAGAGUGGGGAAUGGACAGAGGAGCAGGUGUUCCGAGCAUUCCUGGACAGCUUUGACUCACCCAGUGACAAGGAUGGAAAGAUCACAGCCGAGGAGUUCCUGAACUACUACAGUGGGGUCAGCGCAUCCAUUGACAGUGACGACUACUUCGUGGCUAUGAUGAAGAGAGCCUGGAAGCUGUAGCACAUGUGGGGAAUCCAGUGCAGUCCUGGAAGAUGCUAAGUUAGAACCAGAUCAGGGCAGUUUCCAAGAAAUCCUAUUCAGCAUUUCAUAGCAAAAUGCUGCUUUUUGUAGUGAUCAAAUUGCUUGUCACCAAGAGGCCCAGCUUUGAGUUAUCAGGCCUUUCCAGAAGCUGUGAAAUCUUGACACCUGCCUGCAGAAUAGAGAAUCAUAGAUUAGAGUUGGAAGAGACCUC